This is a messenger RNA of Astyanax mexicanus (Mexican tetra), 1108 nucleotides long. RefSeq names its product coiled-coil domain containing 126 (gene ccdc126). The transcript has 3 exons. The record is from RefSeq and is a predicted model, not a curated record. The coding region runs from base 504 to 977 and encodes 157 amino acids. NCBI's taxonomy places the organism in Eukaryota, Metazoa, Chordata, Actinopteri, Characiformes, Acestrorhamphidae.
CCUGCUGCUGCUGCUGCUGGUGGUUGUUUUGUGGAGCUGCUGUGUGGCGGAGGGCCGCUGCUUUACACGUGCUGUUACUGCGGGUUUACUGCGGGUUUAGCGGUUCUGCUGCCGGUUCUGAGAGUCGGUACCGGUUCUGUAGAGCCGUUAUACGGUUCUAGAUGUCGGUACCGGUUCUGUAGAGCUGUUAGAAGGUGAAUUAUCGGGUUCUAAUGGAUCUGUGAGGCGCAGAGAGCGGAGCAGCGUUCACUAACAGAUCCUUCACAACUCCAGCUCUGAUUAUUAUUACAGACGAUUUGCUGAAGAUACAGAGCUGAGUAUGAGAUCCCAAGACUGAUCAGAUGACCUGAGCUUGGCUGCAGUCCAAACCCCUCCCUAACCCUUUAACCCUCCCCCCUUUACCCCUGUUCCCUUCACUCAGACUCCUCCCCCUGCUCCUCUAAGCUCCUCCCUCUGCCGGUGCUGGUCGUGGUAGCUCCGGGCGGCGGGGUGGUUGUUCAGGUAUGCUGGCGUGCCUGCUGCGCAGGAGCAUGUCUCAGAGGCUGAGUGUGUUGCUGCUGCUGUUCGGUCUGGCCUGGUGUCUCCUGCUGCUCCACUACACCGUCUCCCAGCCACGCCGCCAGAGCAGCGCCGAGCUCCGGCAGCAGAUCCUGGAGCUCAGCCGCCGCUACGUCAAAGCCCUCAGCGAGGAGAACAACGACCCCUCCAGGUCCCAGGGGCCCUCCAUGGCCGGAUAUGCUGAUCUGAAGAGGACGAUCGCGGUGCUGCUGGAUGAUAUCCUGAACCGCUUGGUGAAGCUGGAGGGUCGGGUGGACGCUGCGGUGAACGCUUCUGCUCACAACAGCUCCCACACUGCAGGGGGCGCCGUCCUCGCCGCCGCCGCCAUCAUGCAUCGACCCACCAAACAGGACAAACCCGGCAGCCACUCGGACCCUCACGGCCCCCGGCCGCAGUCCGCGCCACGCCCAGGAAGCUGAGUCAGUGUUGGGGCGUGGACACACUCGUGCAGAACCCAGAACUCACUACAACACAAUCAUUGAGACUGAAGCGUAGAUAUAAAUAUAAAUAUAUAAUAUGUGUAUAAAUAUAUUUUACCUUUUUUAGGUCA